Messenger RNA from Plectropomus leopardus (leopard coralgrouper), 4545 nucleotides. The record is from RefSeq and is a predicted model, not a curated record. NCBI's taxonomy places the organism in Eukaryota, Metazoa, Chordata, Actinopteri, Perciformes, Serranidae.
GACAGUGGAGCCCCACUGUGCAGGUAAACACAGAGAUGUCGGACUCUCCGGAUGCACGCAGCCUCCUCUCUGCUUCCUCACAGCUCAACCUGAUGGAGGUGGACACGAUCGAUGAUAAGGAGUUUGACAUCCCCCAAGUGGACACACCUCCCACACUGGAGAGCAUCCUCAAUGAGCAGCUGGAGGAUGAGGAGGAACCAUUCGUGCUGGAGGACACCUGCUUGUUAAACACAGACAACAUGGAUGCUCACUCCUGUGACACCUCCUCUCUGGCCAGCUCUGACAGCGGAGACCCAGCACACCUCAAACGAAGGAGAAGGACAGUGGAUCUAAAUGCGACCGUCCAUGGGUCUGUUCUUCGACACAGUUUGCUGAAGGGCAUCUCUGCACAGAUUGUCUCUGCUGCUGACAAAGUGGAUGCCGGACUGCCAACAGCUAUAACAGUGUCGGGUGUGAUUGCUGUAGGAACGUCUCAUGGUCUGGCUCUGGUCUUCGAUAACAAUCAGGCUCUGCGCCUCUGUCUGGGUACCAAGGCAACUGGAGCAGAGUUUGGAGCUGUCUCUGCCCUCAGCAUCAACCACGACUGCUCACGACUUCUCUGCGGGUUCGCCAAAGGACAGAUUACAAUGUGGGAUCUAGCCAGUGGGAAGCUCCUGAGAACCAUUACUGAUGCCCACCCUCCAGGGACAGCUAUACUGCAUGUGAAGUUCACAGAUGACCCGACUCUUGCAGUGUGUAAUGACAGCGGAGGAUCUGUUUUUGAGCUGGCAUUCAGGAGGGUGAUGGGGAUGCGGUCCUGUGACUCUCGCUGUCUCUUCAGUGGUUCCAAAGGGGAGGUCUGCUGCAUCGAACCAUUACAUGCUCCUCCAGACUUCAGAGACCAUCCCAUCACACACUACUCUCUGCUGGCUAUGGCCUCUCUCACUAAGAUUCUGGUCAUUGGACUGAAGCCUUCGCUGAAAGUCUGGAUGACUUUUCCCUACAGUAAGUCUGAUCCGUCCAGUGUCCCUCAGCUGGCGUGGCAGUUUGUUCCAGUUCAGAAGACGGUGAACCCGAUCCUGGCGUUUUGUAAAGGAGACACAGUCCACUUCCUCCUGGUGAAGAAGGAGGAGACGGGCACCAUACAUGUCAUCAAACAAAAACAACUUCACCUCAGCUGUGACAUCAUAAGCCUGAGUUGGAUCAACAGUCGGACGCUGGUCCUGGUAGACAGCCAUGAGAAGCUUCAGGUGGUGGACCGGCCCAGUCAGGAGAUUUUGGAGACUCUGGACUUGGAACAGGUGCAGCUCGUCUAUAACAGCCGACAUUUCAAAUCGCUGGCAACUGGAGGGAAUGUCUCCCAGGCUCUGGCUUUAGUAGGAGAGAAGGCCUGCUACCAAUCAGUCUCCAGCUACGCAGGACAGAUCAUCUAUUUGGGCACCAAGUCUGCUCACAUUAUGACUCUAAGGAACUGGAGAGAGCGGAUCGACUGUCUGCUGAAGCAGGAGCAUUUUGUCGAGGCUCUCUCUCUGGCCUGGUCCUUCCAUGAGGGGACUGCUAAGGCUGUGGUUGGCCUGUUUGGAGAUCCAAUGAAAAGGAAGGGAGUGGUGAGUGACAAGAUGGUGGAGAUCCUUUUCCAGUUUGCAGAGCAUGCUUUGAAGAAGUGUCCAGAGCAAGGCAAAAUCCAAGUGAUGGAGCAACAUUUCCACGAUGUGAUUCCAGUCCUGGUAGAGCACUGUCUGCUGCUAAAGAGGCCAGACCUGCUGUUCAACCAGCUCUAUGCUCGGCUGGUGGAGAACAUGGUUGCUAAGGGAGUCUUUUUGGAGUCCCUGGAGUCGUACAUUAUUGCUGAUCGCCUCGGUCAUCUCACCACGCCCAUCAUGAAGGACCUGCUGGCCCAUUACCAUGGCAACGGUAUGAUGGACAGCCUGGAGAGAUGCAUCGUCCAUCUGGAUGUGACCAGCCUGGACAUACAGCAGGUGGUUCAAGUUUGUUGGGAGAACCAACUCUAUGAUGCACUGAUCUACGUUUUUAACAGCGGCAUGAAUGACUACAUUACACCUAUGGAGAAACUCUUUGCAGUGAUUGGCCCACCACUCAGAGCAGGGAGGAGCCUAACAGAUGAGGAAGUGGUGAUGGGAAAUAAACUGCUGGUGUACAUAAGCCUAAUAGCCACUGCUGGUGCCGUCUUUGACUUCCUUAUCCGCCUGCAUUCAGCGGAUUCGUUAGAGGAGGAAGAGGUUUUCCCGUUUAUUCGUACACUUCUCCACUUUGAUACACGGGAGUUUCUCAACGUCCUUGCCAUGACAUUUGAAGAUUUUAAGAAUGACAAGCAGGCCCUGGAGUAUCAGCAGAGGAUAGUGGACAUCUUACUUCAGGUGAUGGUGGACAACCCAGACUUUACUCCAUCCCAGGUGGGCGGUCUCUUCACAUUUCUGGCUCGGCAGUUGGCCAAACCAGACAACACACUUUUUGUGAACAGGAAGCUCUUUGAUCAGGUUCUUGAGUUCCUGUGUUGCCCGGACGAUGACUCCAGACACACUGAGAGGCAGCAGGUUCUGCUGGAGCUGCUGCAGGUCGGAGGUGUGGUCCAGUUUAAUGAAGAACGGCUGUUGGCCCUGGCAGAGAAAGCCAAGUUCUACCAAAUCUGUGAAUUUCUCUAUGAGAAGAAGCAUCUGUAUGAUAAGAUCAUUGACUGCUACCUGAGAGACCCCCUCAGAAAGGGGGAGAUCUUCAGUUACAUCCACAAUCUGCUGUCCAUGCCCGGCUACAGUCCUGAGGAGAAACAAGCCGUCAGCGACAAAGUUCUGCAUCACAUAAAGGAGCUGGUGGCCCUGGACCCCAUAAAGUCAGCUGACCUCGUAAUGUUUCACUUUGCUCAAGAGGUGCAGCAAAUCAUCUCUGAGCUUCAGGAUGACCAGCUGCUCUUUAAGUUCCUCAGCUGCCUCCUGGAGCCACGGGAAGUCCAUCACUCAGAAGCCGUCCUGCCUUUGGAACGUGACCUCCACGAGCUUCUGCUGGACUUACUGUGCCGCUUUGCCCCCGAGCAGCUCCUGAGCUUCCUGCAGACCUCCCAACACUACAGACUGGAGGAGGCCAUACAAAUAACAGAGAAGUACCAUCACAAUGAGGCCACAGCCUACCUGCUGGAGAAGAAGGGAGAUGUUCAUGGAGCAUUCGCUGUCUUGUUAGAGACACUGAAGGAAAAGCUGAGCAUCCUCACUGCUGAGAGUGAGCCAGGAGACAGAGGACAGGGAGAAGAGGAGAGAGACAGAGAAUUAACACUGACCAGAGUCAAGAAUUCACUGAACGACAUCAUUGACUUGUGUCAUCGGAGCUCUGACAGCCUCAACCAGCAACAAAGAGAGGUUCUGUGGUUCCCACUUCUGGAGACCAUGAUGGCUUCUCAAAAACUGGUGAAGGGUCUGAAUGCCGAACACACAUUUGAAGUGCUUAAGGAGCUGACGAUGAAGGUUCUCAACUCGAUGAGCAGCUUUAUUUCUCUGCCUGCCAUCAUCCAGCGAAUACUGCAGGAUCCAGUCUACGGUAAAGGAAAGUUGGCAGAGAUCCAAGGCCUCAUUUUGGGAAUGCUGGACACUUUUAACUAUGAACAGACUUUACUUGAAACAACCACCAGUCUGUUGAACCAUGACCUCCACUGGUCCCUCGCUCACCUGCGUGCUGCUGUCACAAGGGGACUCCACCCACGACAAGACCAUUGUAACAUCUGUCUCCAGCAGUACAAGAGAAGGCAGGACUCAGCUGAGGAGAUCAUUGUGUUCAGCUGCGGCCACCUGUACCACUUCCAGUGCCUGCAGCAGAAGGACUCUGGCUGGGGCCCUGCUUCAGAGCUGCAACAGCUGUGGAGCUGCUACAAGUGUUCAUCCAGCCAAGGAGGAAGGGGCGGACCUUCAGCUGAGCAAAAACGAGGCCGCAGCACGUCCCUGGCACAGACUCGUGUUACAUCAAUGCAUUAUGACGCAGGAGCAGAGGCUCACAGGAAGAAGGUGUUUGUUGAGGCAACGUUGGACCUUCAGCAGGAACAGUCCUGGGAUCAGCUACGUUCUUUAUACCGAGGACCAUCCAGGUUGUCCAUCCUCUCAGAACUCUCCCACGGCCACAGCAGUGACAAGACAGGGCUCCUAAUCUCAGCCCAACCAGGAACAGAGAAUUUCCAGCUCAAACUCUCUCCUCCACCUUUACUGGAGGAGUAACACCUUGACUGCAUCCACCAUGGCUGUAGAUCAAUGUUUCCUUUAUUUUUGCAGACUUGAGUCAAGAGGGACAGGUUAAGGACAGAAGAUUUUGGUUUCUUCUGACUCCCUUCAUUCCCCUAACUAUUCUCCAUCAGUGCGUUUUAGUUGUGGGACAUAUGAUUUAAUAUGAUGUCUUUUAAAAUCUUUAUUUCCAAACAGUUUGAUAUUGACUUUAUAUAGUUGCUCUGAAGAUAAUACUAAAUUCAGCUUUAAUUUCAUGCAUUGUUUCUGUACUACAGCUGGCUGAACUCUACUGCUCUGAUUUGCACGUUGCAGCUGGGAUGUGAAAAGAAAAGAAAAAAAUUCAAAA